AUGACUCACAAGCAAUCUUAUGUGCUUGGCGAUGCAGAUUUUGACCCAAUCUCCAGCUCUAGAUCUGAGAAGCAGUUGAAGAGGAAGCAAAAUUCAGAAUCAGGGAAGAAAAGCAGUAGGCACCGCAAGAAACAGAAGAGUAGGCCGGAUUCAGAGUCUGGCAAGACAAGGAAUAGGCAACACAAGAAGAGAUAUAAGAAAAAGAAAGAACACCAGUUGGAUUUACAGGAAACCAACAAGCAGACAGUUGAAGUCGCUCAAGAAAAAGUCUUUCAAGAACAAGAUCAAGUUCUUCAACAGUUUGAUGAGGGGGCUGAUGAACAAGAAAGCAUCAUCCACAACGGAUUGUGUGAACCACAAUAUCUAGAGAUUGAAAAUGGAACAUUUGAGCAAGGAAAUAGUCUGAUCAAUAUAUUUGUUCAAGAGAUGGAAGAGGGUGGAGUUCCUGCAAAUCCUGCAGAACAAAAUCAAUCAGAAAUUGGAAAAGAUAAUGUGGGUGAAAAAGUAUAUAUGAGUACACAUGUUGAUGACACUGGCAAUGAAAAUCAAUCUGUAGAAUUAGCCAAUGAUGAGGAUCAAAUAGAAAUGCAUGGAACAACGAAUAGGAAAUUAAAGAGGAAGAAGAGGUUGAAGUCACCAAGGAGAAACAGUAAGCGUGGCAAGAAACAUGAGAUAAAUGAGGACACUCAACUUCAAACGUUGAGUGAAGCAACUUUGAAACAACAUAAUAACAUUAUUGAGGGCGACUCAGAUGAGCAGAAUCAAAUUAUUGAAGUUAAUGUGACCGACAUCCAAAUUGAAUAUGAAAAUGCGGUUGGAAAAAGUGUAGAUGCUGGAGCACAAAAUCAACUAGAGAGAAUGAAAAGCGAUGUGGCAGAAGAUGUAGAGAAGGAUGAUGAAACUACUCAAGAAUCACACCCUGAUAAUUCUGGUUACAUUAGCUUUGGACAAAUUCAGAUGAAGCAGAAUCCCCAGCUUCUGCAACUGGAAAAAUCUCCUGAUUCCAAUCCCAUAUUACUCAAGAGUAAGCACCCGGGCAAACAAGGUUUGGCAAGAUCACAAAUAAAGACAAUAUCAAAGAAAGAUGCAUCAGUAAUCUCAGAGCUGAUGGAGUCUCCUGGUUAUUAUGUGCCAAAUGACGAGCAUUUGUCUGAAAAAAGCCAGCAGGUUAUAGAGACAAAACAGGUAUCAAGUGCAGUGUCUACUCAAAUGAACGGACAGCGAGCAAAACUCCGAAGUUCCCAGAAGAACACAGGUCACCUGGAAACAGUGCUGGCUCUUGCUGCACCUUUGCUGCAGAUGGAAUCACAACAGAGAUCAAGAAGUCCAAGUUUGGAGAAGCCAUUGAAAGAACUUCUAAAGUUGAGGCCCCAAUUUCCUGAUCUUGAUGAACCAGCAACCGAAGUGCAGGAGCCAGGUAGUUCUCAGCAAGAUCAGCAACCAGAUGAGCUGGAAGACAAACCAAAGUACAAAGGUCGUGGUAGGCGUCCUAAGUACAACGGUGGUGGUAGGCAUUCUCCAGCUAUUUCUAAGAAAGGUCAGCAGUCAGCUGAGAAGUGCAAAGACCGAAGUAGGCAUCCUGAGCCUAAGCGGGAUGAGGAUACAUCCACAGAUUUUAUCCAGAUAGUUAAGCAUUCACAUGUGAAGAAGGGUCAACAGAAGUAUCAAGGCCAGCAGCCAAAUGAGGAGGAUGAAGCAAAGUACAAUGGCCAUGGCAGGCAUAAGAUGAUGAGGAGAAGCAGCAGGAAGGAGAAAGACCCAAAUAGCUAG
Molecule: messenger RNA, 1770 nt
Organism: Cynara cardunculus var. scolymus (artichoke)
Lineage: Eukaryota; Viridiplantae; Streptophyta; Magnoliopsida; Asterales; Asteraceae
Product: glutamic acid-rich protein-like
Exons: 1
Coding region: 1-1770 (589 amino acids)
Source: RefSeq, a predicted model, not a curated record